This is a messenger RNA of Prorocentrum cordatum, 1155 nucleotides long. Lineage: Eukaryota; Dinophyceae; Prorocentrales; Prorocentraceae. The record is from the annotation of a GenBank genome assembly.
UGGCCCAAGCCAUUUUGGCUCAAGUAGCAAGCUGUGGUUCAACCGUGGCUUCAGAAAGUAGGGAUGACGCUGGCCAUGUUGACACCUUGCAAUUCGGAAGAUACCACUGUCAUUCUAAUUGUCACUGGUCUGGUGGGCCUUGUGUUGACUUUUGGUGGCUACCUCAUCUACCAUUUCGCAAUCGGGCUGUUUGGCUUCUUCGUCGGAUUUCUGGCCGAGGCUGCAGUUGGGUCCCUCUGGUUGGGGAAGAGCUUGUUUCAGGUGAGUCACGCAGGAGGCUCUGAAUCUGAGCUCCUGCAGACACUGACCAGCUCUGACGACUCGGACUCUCGUGUCAAAAUGAAGGUGAUUGUGCUUGCCUGUUGUCUCAUCUGGGGCAUGAUCGCAGCUGUGACUUUCCAAAAGCUCUCCUCGACGAUCAACAAGCUGUUGGGUUACGCGUUGGGAGCAGCACUGGGAGUGGGUACUGUGGCGCUCUUAAUCCAUGCGGUCAACGAGCCCAUCAAUGAGGCAGCUGGGCCUGCCUAUGCAGGGUGGGAGUCGUUUGCAACUAUAUCUCUGGGUGUGCCCACCGCGCUCGUCACGGGAUACCUUGCAAGGAAUUCCAUCAAGUACUGCAUCAUGUUGGCCACGGCCUUUGGUGGGGCAGCGAUUGUCGUCGGCACCUCGAUGCGAGCUCUGGAGUGCGCCGAUGUCGAACUGGGUGCGGUCUCAAAACCAAUCGGGAAUGCACUGAUAGUUGCUGGUCUGGCCACCCUCGGCUUCGCAGUCCAGCUGAAAGUUCAGCCGAAGGCGGUCCGCGAGCACGACGGGCUCCCGGCCGCCAACUGCGCCUAGGUCGCACAUGCGAUCGAUGUGCCAUUUGCUGCUGCUUGCCCUGAAUAGACGGCUGUGCUCGCCUGGCUGUCCUGCCAGCCGUCUUUGAAUUCACCAGAUGUGAUUACCGCAAUGGCGCGUUACAUCACUAUUUACUUGUAUGAGCCUCGAUGAAUUGUCUGAUUGGCCUCGAUGGUCCAGAACACAGCCUACCGAGGCUUGCGAUGUACUGGAAUGCCGUGCUACUUCACGGUUGCUUCUUCAGCCGUUUCCUCCUCGCCAUCUUCCUCAGCCUCUUCAGCGUCUUCUUAUUCUUCCUCCUCCUCCUCCUCGUCCUCC